AUGGCCUCCUUUUUUGCCAAACCCCUUGAACCCGCCUACCUGACCUCCGCAGAACAACGCUUCCUCUCCAAACAACCCGAUUACAACAAACUUAUCAUCGACUCUGAGGAGCUCAGACGCCGGAUCUGGCUCAGUCAUCCUCGAAGCUGGACUAUCACAAGAGGCCAACGGUCUGCAGGUCUAGGAGAUCUUGACAGGCUCCCCCUCGAACUACAAGUAUAUCUCUUUGCCCGAACGCCGGUCAACACUCUGUUCAACCUCCGAGCGACCAACACUCAUGCCAAGCAGCUAGUUGAGCAAUGGCAGCCUUUCAGGGCCGUCAUCACCCAUGGUGCCGAUGCAAUCCGGGCCCUCCUGGCGACUGGUGCCGGUCACAUGUGGACAGUGCCCCAACUGGUUGACGUCCUCUUCACCACCAAGUGUGAAUUCUGUGAAGACCAUGGUGAGAUACUGCACCUACUGCAGCUCAAGCGAUGCUGCUUUCGGUGCCUUUCUCAAGAGCGUGAGCUACUCGCCGUCAACCUCGGCUACGCUCAGGGCACCAUGGGGCUUUCUCACGACGAGCUGCGAAAGCUUCCACAGUUGGUGACCGUGCCUCAGAACUGCUUUUGGGGGUUUCCUGCCGAGAGGGGUUACAUCUUUGACUACAAGUCUGCAGUGGAGGUCCGCCGGCAGCAAGGACCUACAACAACAAUGGUUGAAGGUCAGGUGCCACCGGCACCUUGCCAAAUCCCAUUGAUGCGGACUGGGUUCAGAUUAACUGCAGACCAAUGCAGUAUCCAACCACGUCCCAAGUCGUCAAUCCAAGCCCGCCGUUGCCAAACGGGUUUGCGUCUCCUGGAUGAGGAGAUCUCUCCGCCCGAGACAACUUACGCACAGCACGCCUGUGCAGUCCGCCUCCCUGCCCUGAGACGCCAGUCUAGGCGGGUUGCAGAUGGCUCCCUCCAGACGACCAUCUCAAAGAUUGAGGCGGUCCACUGUGGUGGAUGUGCGUACUACUGGAACUAUCACUCGGCGUUGCCGUGGGAGUUCCACCGGCUCUAUCCACAUCAGCAGGGGGAGGUGAACUCAGAGUUCCACAGACAUCUAAGACACUGCGUUUAUGCUCGGCUGCAGUGGAGAUGGAUCCACAAGCCCCUGCGUCCCAUUCCGACAGAGAUGGUGAGGGAGUUCCUCAAGAGCUUCAGGCUGUCGUAUUUCCCAAGGCACGGUAGUUUCAACGCCGCCGUGGAAAACGCUUCGUUUGAGACUAUUCCAGACGAUGUCAUGGCGCUGAUGGACUCGAGCGAUGCUGAUUUCAACGCCUUCUCCCCACAAUAUACCUGGCCGGAGCUGAAGGAUGAGAAUGAGUCGUGGAUGCCCAAGCGACUAUCACACGCUUCUUACCUGCAACUUGAAAGGAUGACAGCGACUGCACGCCUUCAUCCCAUCGACAAGCAGGACCACUACUGGGACAGCCUGGUGAGCAAAGAAGCAGUAAGCCAGGCAAAUUGGGCGUGUGCGAAUGUCCACAGUGGCCGAGUCUCUCUCUUCCGUGGGCCGGCUUCAGUUCUAGCAGAGAAGCGGCAAUUACGCGAGAAGAAGUUCCGGGCAGAGGGGAGACUAUCAGGCAGACAACCUGAAUGGGGAUUUGGUCAAUUCUACCUUUGA
Molecule: messenger RNA, 1650 nt
Organism: Fonsecaea nubica
Lineage: Eukaryota; Fungi; Ascomycota; Eurotiomycetes; Chaetothyriales; Herpotrichiellaceae
Exons: 1
Coding region: 1-1650 (549 amino acids)
Source: RefSeq, a predicted model, not a curated record